Molecule: messenger RNA, 1533 nt
Organism: Caenorhabditis sp. 36 PRJEB53466
Lineage: Eukaryota; Metazoa; Nematoda; Chromadorea; Rhabditida; Rhabditidae
Source: the annotation of a GenBank genome assembly
AUGACCGCUGCCACAUCAUCUGAUAGCAAUAUUUCACUGUUGGAGGAGGAACCGAUUUGCAUCGAAUCCACGGUAAGUUUGAAACUGUUUAUUAUUGAUUGUCGAUCAUUCGAUUUGAUUUCAGUUUCUCACAAUGAGAGUUAUGGAAAACUAUCUGAAGUCGUUCGAGUAUUUUCUUCUCGUUUCCUGCUUCUUCUCGACUUUCCUCCAGGUCAGUAAUAAAAAUGUCUAGAUCAAAACAAAAAUGCCAGACAGAGAUUGUUUUGGAUACUUAUACUUGAUUACUAGAAACUCGCCUCUUUUUCGCUUCACAUCAUCACCAUAACAUAUUUUGAUCGUUUUCAGCUCUACGUGCUGACAAAAGCCGUCAAAAAUAUCAAACGUGCCACCGGCGACGAGUGCCUUCACGUUUUCCUGUUGAGCAUGACACUGGGUGACCUUUUGCUCACCAGCUUCUGCUAUCCGAUCGAACAACUUCGAGAACAGGAAAUUAUCAAAGUGCCGCAGUGGAUUAACGUCGCUCAACAUGUAAGCUUUCUCUAUUUUUGUGACUGAGAGGAAUUUGUAUGUACAUAGUUUUGAGUCGAGAAUGAUCAAAAACCAAAAACGAAAUGCAUUUGUUUUCAGUUCCUCACAUGGGUCGGAUUGUCGGCAUCGUCAGCAAGUCUGAUUCUUCUCAAUGCUGACAAGUUGCUCUAUUUCAAAUUUCCGCUGAGGUAAGUGUAUAAUAAAAAGUGGCCAAUUGAUGAGUACACUGUGAACUUCAGAUACGCAAACAUGGUCACUACCCGCAAAGGCCUCUUCUUGGCAGUUCUCAUCUGGUGCGGAUGCUUUGUCUUUGUGUCACUUUGCUGGUACCUGGAAUGCUUCACGUUAGUCUAACCUAUUUUUUUUUAGGAAUUCAAAAUUAGAACGCUUUAGGUGUGAGGAAGAUUGUCGCCAGCUCAUGAUCCUCCCGAACAAAGUGGUCAUGUACAUCGUGUUUACUGUGUCCGCAUGUAUUGCUCCAAGUCUCACCUCUCUAGGUGUGGCUAUCUACAUUCUGAAUGUUGUCACUUCGCACAGAACAAAGCUCUCAGAUGGUACGUUACAAAGUGAUGCAUUUUUGGUGAUACAAUAUACACUUCAGAAAAUGGAAACUCCUCCCACGCCCUUGCCACUCGCCUCCGAACAUUCUACUUCAUCUUCAUGACAACCAUCUUCACCGUCGGAACUUUGCUCCCUUACCGUAUUUAUAACAUUCAAAGACAGCUAAAUCCGAGGGUAAGCAUAAAUAACAAGUCAAUCGCGAAAUUGAAUGUUUUCAGGAGACGGGAGAGAUUAGCUGCGGAAGCAUUAUCUUCUCCUGGACUUGCCUCUAUUUCGUUUCGCUUAACGCGGUAAGCGAUAAGUCUCUAAUGUCCAAACACCAUGAAAGAUUACUUCCAGAUCCUCAAUCCCAUCAUCACUGUCACUGUUCUUCCGCAAUAUCGCUUCCAAUGGCUCUGCAAGAAGCUCGGAAGCACUGCGUCGCCAGCUGCCGUCUAUGUCUAA